Molecule: messenger RNA, 330 nt
Organism: Arachis duranensis
Lineage: Eukaryota; Viridiplantae; Streptophyta; Magnoliopsida; Fabales; Fabaceae
Exons: 1
Coding region: 1-330 (109 amino acids)
Molecular function (GO): nucleic acid binding
Source: RefSeq, a predicted model, not a curated record
AUGGGGGCUUUAAGAAAAGACUGGUCAAAGAAGUUGGAUUAUGCUCUUUGGGCAUAUAGGACAGCCUUCAAGAUACCAAUUGGGAUAUCUCUAUAUCAACAUGUGUAUGGAAAGGCUUGUCAUCUGCCAGUGGAGCUUGAACACAAAGCAUUCUGGGCUCUCAAGUUAUUGAACCUUGAUAAUAAUGCUACUAGUGAAAGAAGGAUCCUGCAACUGCAUGAAUUGGAAGAAUUCAAAUCCCAAGUCUAUGAAAAUGCCAAAAUUUAUAAGGAGAAGGCAAAGAAAUGGCAUGACCUCAAGUUGGCACCUAGGAGCUUUGAAGAAGGAUAG